Molecule: messenger RNA, 387 nt
Organism: Hemiscyllium ocellatum (epaulette shark)
Lineage: Eukaryota; Metazoa; Chordata; Chondrichthyes; Orectolobiformes; Hemiscylliidae
Product: WD repeat-containing protein 64-like
Exons: 5
Coding region: 1-387 (128 amino acids)
Molecular function (GO): protein binding
Source: RefSeq, a predicted model, not a curated record
AUGUCAAUUAGUGAGGACUGUGCGAUGCUUUAUGCUGCUGAUCACUGUGGGUAUAUCUACGUCUUUCACAUUCUUCAUUAUGCACUUCAUGGACCUGAAACACACCCUCCACAAACAUUUGCCUGUUGGAGGGCUCAUGAAUGCAAUGUUACAAGUAUUGCAUUAGUGGAAGAACAUCAGUUGCUGCUUACAUCUUCUGUGGAUUGUAGUGUGAAGCUUUGGAAUGUCAGAGGAGAGUUUAUAGGUAUUUUUGGCCAAAGCAUAUCAUGGAAUAUUCACAGCUUCAAAUCAGAAGAACAUCAGAAAGUGUUAAUGGAACAGGUUCGACCAGAAUCCAAGCAGAGCCUGCAAAGUGAUACUAAGACAAAUGAAAAGCACAAAAUUUAA